GUGCUGGGUUGACAGAGCCGCCGGCUGCUCCUGGACUGCGGUGAGGUGGUGCUGCGUUUUGAGCCCUUUUUCUCUUCAUCCUUUGCCUUCUUAAACAAAUGCCUCUAAUGUUUUUUUGUUUGUUUUUGAAAGAAAGAAGUUUUAAACACGCCUUGGCAGGUAACUAUCCCCAUGUAAUGCCUGGGAGAAGGCAUGCACAGGCCUGACCUCAGCUCCACUGCAGCCUUCAGAAGGCCCAUAGCCCAGGCUAGAGGGGCUUGGAGAGCUCGUGCAAUCCCUCACCUGCACCAGAAAUACCCCUGCUGAGGCCUUGAGCAUUCAGAUAAUCAGGAAUCCUGCCUGUGUGAGUCCAGCAUCCAGAUCUCUGCUGUCAGUUUUUGCACUCUUGCCUCACUAAACAGUCUUGUCAGGGUUCUUCCUAAAAGUUUUUUUUUCUUUGAUUUCACUUUGUACUUACAAAGUCAAAAGUGCAAAAUUCUCAUACAAGCAGUCUAAAAUAUGCAUCUGGGGAUUUUUGUUUUGUUCCAUCUAUAGCAAUGGCUUCAGGAACAGCAUUGAUUUAUGAUGAGGAAAUGACCAGUCAUAAACUACUUUGGCAUGAUCCUAUUUGUGAUAUUGAAGUGCCAGAAAGACUGUCAGCCUCCUAUGAGCAGCUUCAAUUUUACCAUCUUGUGGAAAGAUGUGUCCAUGUGCCUGCCAGAGAAGGAACAGAAGAGGAGAUCCUGUUAGUUCACAGUUCAGAACACUUGGAAGUUGCAAAAAGCACACAGACAAUGGAUGAAGAAGAACUGAAAAGAGUGUCUGGGAAUUAUGAUGCUUUUUUCUUUCAUCCGAACACUUACUGCUGUGCCAGACUAGCAGUGGGAGCAACUUUGCAACUAGUGGACUCUGUGAUGUUAGGCAAAGCGUGCAAUGGAAUGGCAUUAGUAAGGCCUCCAGGUCACCACAGUCAGAGAAAUGCAGCUAAUGGGUUCUGUUUAUUCAACAACGUUGCUAUUGCAGCAGAAUAUGCAAAAUUGAAAUACGGUCUACAGAGAAUCCUAAUUGUUGACUGGGAUGUGCACCACGGGCAAGGAACUCAGUAUACAUUUGAAGAGGAUCCAAGUGUUUUGUAUUUUUCCUGGCAUCGCUAUGAACAUCAAGAAUUCUGGCCAUCACUCAAAGAAUCUGAUUAUGAUGCUGUAGGCUUGGGAAAAGGAAAAGGCUUUAAUAUAAAUUUGCCCUGGAAUAAGGUUGGGAUGGGAAAUUCAGAUUACCUUGCUGCAUUUUUUCAUGUGUUGCUUCCAAUGGCUUUUGAGUUUGAUCCUGAACUGGUUCUUGUUUCCUCUGGGUAUGAUUCAGGAAUUGGAGACCCUGAAGGUCAGAUGAAUGCCACUCCUGAGGUUUUUGCCCACCUUACUCAGUUCCUGAUGCAGUUAGCUAAUGGGAAGCUGUGUGUCGUCCUAGAGGGUGGAUACCACUUGAAGUCCUUGUCUGAAUCAGUCUGCGUGACUGUAAAAACUUUGCUUAGAGAUCCUAUACCUCAAGUAACUGGAGAAAUGGCCCCUUGCCUAAGUGCUAUUGAAUCUAUUCAGAAUGUGAGAGCAGCACAUAAACCCUACUGGAAAUGGUUGAUGUAUGAAGACACAUCGUUCUUGCAUAAUUUGAGCACCAAAUCACACUUAGCAAAGACAAGUAAUACAAAUCCCUCUACAGACCAUGAAGAUAAGAUAAUUAACAACAAUGAAGCUGUCAAAAUAGAAAGGUUUCUGGAAUUGCACAUGAGAAAUAUUCUAUCUCCAGUGCCUUCCAUCAGAACAGCAACAACUGAGUCAAAAGCUUCAGCAUUCUUGCUCCCAGCACCUGUUUGUGUGGUGAAGGAAAUGGACAAAAAUGAAGUGAAAGCUCUUGCCAGUGACCUUUAUGCAGAUCUUGUGAAAGAGGACAAAACCUUGCACUCUCUUGGCAGUAUGUUGGCCGUCCUAGAUAAAAUACUAAAGAAGGAGGUAUGCAAUGGAAUUGCAGAUUCACUCACAGCUUCUGUUUCUGUUGGUGUAGCACUAAGAUAUUCUGUUCAUUUUGGAUUUCAAAGAGUGCUUUGCAUAUUUGUUGGAGACCUGCAGAUCAUACCAAACACAGAAGAUGGAAAAGUACUUAUGAUAAAUGUUUGCGAGAAAGAACAAUCUGGAAAGAUCGGCUCUAAAUACUUUAUUUCUCUAAACUGGAAAGAGGAUGCGGACAAGAAUGACUUCUAUUCUGCUGUACUUGGAUUCAUUCUUCCUGUAGCAUAUAGUUAUCAACCUGAUUUGAUAGUAAUAGCUGUUGGACCAAACAGGAGCAUUGGAAUAAGUGGAAUUUCUCUUCUUUUUGGUUUACUACAAGGACUAGCAGAAUCUCGAAUUCUUGCAGUGAUUGAGGACACAGAUGUAAAUCUAAUGCAAAAUGUAGCCAAAGCACUAGCAGGUGCUUCUGUGCCUCAUGUUGGAGCUUAUGUACCUCCUACCCAAGAAAAAGCACAUAAAAUAAAAAUAUUAAAAGACCAGCUUCAGCAGGACUGGAAAAUGCUUCAGUGCUCAGUGAAGGAUGGGAUUUCAAGUAAUUGACUUCAGUUUAGAACCGUACUACCCAACAGAAGAAAAUGCGUCACUAUUAAUUUUGCCUUUUAAAUCAUCAGG
Oxyura jamaicensis (ruddy duck) is the source of this 2654-nucleotide messenger RNA. RefSeq names its product histone deacetylase 10 (gene HDAC10). Bases 537 to 2582 code for a protein of 681 amino acids. The transcript is spliced from 22 exons. Gene Ontology annotation, cellular component: histone deacetylase complex. Gene Ontology annotation, molecular function: histone deacetylase activity. Gene Ontology annotation, biological process: chromatin organization. NCBI's taxonomy places the organism in Eukaryota, Metazoa, Chordata, Aves, Anseriformes, Anatidae. The record is from RefSeq and is a predicted model, not a curated record.